This is a messenger RNA of Nilaparvata lugens (brown planthopper), 649 nucleotides long. It is a transcript of the gene mRpS16, whose product is annotated as probable 28S ribosomal protein S16, mitochondrial. Gene Ontology annotation, biological process: mitochondrial translation. Bases 138 to 581 code for a protein of 147 amino acids. The record is from RefSeq and is a predicted model, not a curated record. Gene Ontology annotation, molecular function: structural constituent of ribosome. The transcript is spliced from 3 exons. Lineage: Eukaryota; Metazoa; Arthropoda; Insecta; Hemiptera; Delphacidae. Gene Ontology annotation, cellular component: mitochondrial small ribosomal subunit; ribosome.
AUCGACUAUCGUAUCGUUUUUGCUCCAAUCCUGUGUCCGGUCUAGUUUUUUGAGGUUAAGUUACCUCAAAAAUAAAAGCUUCAAGUAAAUAUUUCCAAUUGAAAAAUUACUGAUUGUUUCAAAAAUUUUGUAAUAAUAUGAGAGUUAAGUAUCCGUUCCCAAAAUUGUUCCCUGCCAGUGGCGGUGGGAAAAAUGUGCCGCAUGCAGAAAAAGCAAUUCGUUUUAUCAGAUAUGGGUGUGCAAAUCGGCCGUUUUAUCACAUAGUUGUAUCAAUGGCACAUCGAUCAGAACGUGACCAUCCCAUUGAACAGCUCGGCAGCUAUGAUCCAUUGCCUAACAAAUACAACGAGAAAUUGGUCGCUCUAAACGUUGAGAGAAUUUUAUAUUGGAUUGGAGAAGGAGCAUCACUGUCAAAACCUAUUGCUCAACUUCUAGGCCUGUCUGGACUGAUGCCCGUCUACCCACUGACCUACCUGAGAGCGCAGAUCAAUCGCCGCCAAUCUGCUGAGAUUGCAGAAAAACUGAAAACAGCCACUGAGACUGCCGAAAGAAACAAGGCCGAAGCAGCCCAAAGCUCUUGAACGUUCUCUCACAAAAACAUUAUUGUACAUAGUUUGAAAUAUUUCAUAAAGUAGAGUUAGCUUCUCAA